Protopterus annectens (West African lungfish) is the source of this 4845-nucleotide messenger RNA. RefSeq names its product sprouty RTK signaling antagonist 4 (gene SPRY4). Gene Ontology annotation, biological process: negative regulation of MAP kinase activity; animal organ development; multicellular organism development. The record is from RefSeq and is a predicted model, not a curated record. NCBI's taxonomy places the organism in Eukaryota, Metazoa, Chordata, Ceratodontiformes, Protopteridae. Bases 192 to 1091 code for a protein of 299 amino acids. Gene Ontology annotation, cellular component: cytosol; membrane. The transcript is spliced from 2 exons.
UCGCUGACGUUAGCUAUCAUUUUCAGUAGCUUGGAGGCUCGAUGGUUUAUUUUGGAAUUUUAGCUGUUGUAUGGUCUGUGCAUUUGGAUUAAGACAGAAAAAACACAUUGAACCCAGAAAUGAGUCUUUCUUGAUUAUUAUUAGAACUCUAAAUGGUAACUUUCCAGUGACUAGAGGACACUUGAUGCCUGAUGGAGCAGCGGAUUUCCCACAACAUAACCAGCAUUCCAAAUUCUGUUAUGGUACAGCCUCUACUGGACAGUCGAAUCCCAUAUGGCAGGUUGCAACAUCCACUGACCAUUCUGCCUAUCGAACAGAUGAAGAGCACACACAUUGAAAAUGAUUACACUGAUAAUCCUGCAGUCAUGCAGCCAGCUCAUCAGAAACUUCCUAGAACCCUCCAUGAACCAGUCCUGGUCAGUCAGCAUCUGCAGAGAUGCGACCAUCAUGACAUUACCCAUCCUUGGAUAUCUUUUAGUGGGCGACCAAGUUCAAUUAGCAGCAGCAGCAGUACUUCAUCGGAUCAAAGGCUAUUGGAUCACAUGGCACCACCUCCGGUAGCUGAUCAGUCAUCACCAAGACCUGUGCAGAUGCAGCCGAAGGUAGUUAACUGCAAGCCUUUGGAUUUUAAAACACCAGCUUCAUGUGGCACGGACAAGCACUUUUUACUUUGUGAAGGGUGUGGGAAGUGCAGGUGUACAGAAUGCACCACCCCAAGGACUUUGCCCUCCUGCUGGGUAUGCAAUCAGGAGUGCUUGUGUUCAGCACAGAACCUGGUCAACUACUCUACUUGCAUGUGUCUUGUGAAAGGAAUAUUCUACCACUGCACCAAUGAGGAUGAUGAGGGAUCAUGUGCAGACCACCCGUGUUCAUGCUCCCAUUCAAACUGCUUGACCCGCUGGUCUUUCAUGGGUGCUCUCUCUUUGGUUUUGCCCUGCCUUCUUUGCUACUUGCCUGCCACUGGGUGUGUCAAACUGUCUCAGAAGUGCUAUGACAAGGCAAGUCGGCCAGGUUGUCGAUGUAAAAGUACAAACAAUACUGUCUGCAAAACCCCAGAUGGCAAAAUCUGCAGCCAAGAAAAAACAUCAUGAUUAAAAGCAAUUUCAGUGGGUGGGGUACAUGCCUUCAGCUCUUCAGCUAUUGUUUUGCUGUUCUUUACCAUCAGUGGAGGAUUUUCACAUUUGUAUUAGUUUUGUAUAGGAGUCAGAUCACAUUUCAAAGUAUAAUCCCCUUUCUAAUCAGUUCAGUAAAAGAAGCUGCCAUCAGAAUCUCACUGCACUGCGCUGCUCUCAUAUGAAGCAGAGAUGAAGUACAGUAACCUUUUUGACCUGUUCUGCCGGGCUGCAAAAAUCAGAAUUUUUUUACAGUUACUUAAACUUAAAUGAAGUACUUGUAAAAUGUGAUGGGUGCGUUGCACACAUUAAGUCACCCUUUCAACAUCUUCACUACCAUUACAAUAAGAGGCAUAGUUUGGUUUUAACUAGUUUAUUUUUUCACUCUUAGGCUGCACUUGUAAUUGGUAGAAGAGUAAAAAGGUGGAUUCUGUUUUGACAGAUUGGGACUGUACCAUUUUAUGCUAAAAUGUGACGAGGCCUCCACUGAUGGUAAAACACUUGCUCAUCUCCCUUUUCAUGAUUUCUGGGGCAGCUGCUUUCCGUGAGCAUGUUUAUUCCACUGAUGUUUCAGAUGUAGCUGUUUUUCAUAAGUAUACAAUUAGAAAGACUAAAUGCAGAAGUCUUCACUAUAGUGUCAUGGAAGUUAGCUUUCCCUACCCGCCCACUUUUUAUUGUUUUAUGUGGUUGUGUUAAGUGUGCGUUUGUUUUUUUUUUUCUUCCCUUGCUUAGUUAUGGGUCCCUGGCUGUGUAAACUAGACAAAGUCACAUUUUCCUCAUAUCAAGAUGGAAAUAUGUUUGCAGUGAUUGUGUGGAGUAACCAAUCUCUUGGUUUCCUCCUUGGUGACCUGUACAUCAGGUUUUUACUUUGUUUUGUUCUUCUUACAAUACAGUGAUCCUGCAUUUCAUUAUUACUUCAGCCAGGCUGUUACUGACUCAUAAUGCACAUUUCAAACUUCAUUCUUUAUUUAACUCUUUCCAUGGUCAAAUCCACAAAGAUGCAGGAGGGUUUUUUUUGUGUUUUUUUUUAGUUAGACCUUUUGUUAAACAUUCAGUCCAAAUGUAGUCAAAAGGGCAUCUGUCCCACCCAUCCAUUGUUCCUGACCCUGCACAAGCCAAGGCAUGUCUUACACUUAUCCUUGUUUCAACAUACACUUACACAGCUGUCUGCCAUGUUUGAAGCAGUUCUGUGCAAACAAUAACAUGCUGUCAGCAUCAACCCCUUGCUUUCAGGCUCUUGUUGCCCACUGACCUCUGGCAUGAUUUUUCUGUUUUUAUUUUCUUAUUUCUUGUUCUGAGUCAUGUAUUUAAAAAAAAAUAGCAACCACAUUUCACAUAAUGGUGGCCCGUAUUGUUAGGGCCCAAGCCUUCCUGAUUUUCAAAAGCAAUCAAAAUUUAUUUUUUCGUAUUUUGUUUUCUGCAUUUAGUUUCAAGAGGGAAAAUGCUUAUAUAAAUACUAGGGUGUAUUUUAUGAAUAAGAUAUUGUAUAAAUAUUGAAGAAAAUAAUAUUUUGGAUAGAGAGUAAGAAACAUAUUUUUAUGUUUGACAGAGUGAGUCGUGCAUGGAGAAGCAUUUUCUGUUUUUUGCUGCUGCUCAGUAUUUUUUUUCAUGUAAAAUAAAUUAUAUUUAUAUCUGUAUAAAUAUAUAUAGAGGCAUAAUGAUUAUGUGAAUGUUGGUCAGAAAUGGGAAAAGACCGAGAGCAAACUUGGAUGCUUGGCCCAUGCUUAUUACAGUCCCUAAUCUAUACCGUCAGACUAUUUAUUAUUCAAGGGUUGUGGUCCUGAGAUCAGCAUUCUUGAAACCUUUUGUUAUGGGAGAAUGGAGAUUCAGCUCACUUCCUUCUCUAAUGCCAUAAAAUAACAGGGAAAAAAGGUACUUCUGUCACGUGAAGCAUGACAUGGGGGAUAUAGCUAUACUGGUGUUCAAGCCAGAUGUAACAUCUGGCACUGUAUAUGUAAAAAAAAGGAUGAGGUCACAAUUUUGUUGCUGUUAGGAGGAUUAACGUCUAAGAUUUAUUAAUACAGAGUGUUAUUUACUGGUCUGUUUUGUGCACUUACUGAAAUAUUACCUUUUGUAGUAUAUAUCUUUAAGGAUACUUCGGUCUUUUCAGUGCGAUCCAGUACAAAAUUCAGCAACACUUGACUGCCUUGUCCUGCCUAGUAAACAUGGGGACUUGUGUUACUGGUCAUUUGCAAGUGAUUCUCAGUAUUGUUUUUAUUUUUUUUUUGUAAGUAAAUCAGAGUAAAAAUAAUUUAAUAGCAAUUCUAAGUAAUCUGAAUAUUUAUAAUGGGUUGGGAACAUUUUCCAGAGGUCACCAUAUGGGAAUAUGAGCAUAUGUACUUAGGAUUUUUUAGGAAACAGAUUUCAUAGCUUACUACAACAGUCUGGUUUGGGUUUUCUGUUUUAAUUUGCAUGAAAAAUUAUGCUGGCUAUUCAUACAGGUCAGCAACUUCAGAAAACGUUGUUGCUUUUCUUUUGCCUCUAUUCUUCUACAUGCAAAACUGUGGCUAUAACCUAUAUUCCAAAUAUUGCAAGCUGCUGUGAGUGAAGAUGGUAUAAAAAUACAUGCAGAGUUUAUAAUGUAUGCAUGCUAGUUUCCAUACAUGGUGGCUUGUCUCCAGUGUUUCGGUAAUAGCUUCAUAUGGUCUUAAAUUAGACACAAUAAGAUAAUCAUUUAUAAUCACAGACCAUGCACAUGGAUAAUUUUUGCACAAAACUGAGGCCUAUAUUCAUAAUAUCUAGCAAGCUGGCAAAACUAGGCCGGGAUGGAAGUUUAAGUUCAGCUUCAUAACUUUACCUGUCACGUGCCGUGCAUUUAAUUUAGAACAUCUAAAGGAGUGCGUGUUGCAUAUGUAAACAUAAAUGUACUUUCUUUGCUGCCAUUGAGCUGUGGUGACACGUUCUAUUGCAGUAUAUCGUCUAGUGAGUACUUAAGUGAAACUAAAGGCAGAAAAGUCCCCUGUGGGGAUUUGCUGAAAGAUCUUCUGUCUGCACACUUCCUGAACUCUGCUGAGAGGCCUGUCCAUAAACCGUAAUUAUAAAGUUUUGCAUAGUGUUUAAUUUCCUGGCUCAUUUACUCAGCUAGGCUGUUGUAUAUUCUUGGGGCAGGUGAGUGCCAAGCAGGGCACUUUUUCAUACCUCCUUGUAUAGAAUUUGGUUUUUCACUGCAUUGCUGAAGGCCUACAGUAAAAAAAAUAAAAUAAAAUGGACCAUUACAGUAACAAAAGUGGUUUCUCCCUAGUUCUAAUUUGGGAUAUUACUUUAACUGUAAUUUGUAUGGGUAAGAAAAGUCCCACUGUUGUUUAGCAGGUAUCUUAAGAAGAAGACGAAAACAAAGCAAAAAGAAAAUAUGUGUUUUUGCUGAAGAAUUAUUUUCACAAGGACUGAUCUGAAGAAGAGAAAAAAGAAAUCUGCUGGCAUUUACAUGACACUCCUCCAAAGUAAUUUUGGUGAAAAUCAGUCCGUAUCCUCUCACCAAUAAUUUAUCUUCAUCUGCUUAUUUUGGCACCUUCUAUGUUGAUGAAAUAUCAAUGUUUUGAAUAGUUAUUCCCCUGAUAUUCUACCACAAAGUUUUUUUUUCUUGUACAGAAUAUUUAUUUUGAAGUUUCUAUUUUAAUAGUAUUUAUUUUAGAAGGUUUACUGUUGUAAGAGUUAUUCUGGUUGUGAAGAAAACACAAGUAAAAUGAAUGUAUGGAGUUAGAAAUAUAUAAAUAUAAAUAUAUUGUUAAAUAUA